GCAUGCUGGUUGCUGUUGUAUGUUUUAUGCAACGCCAUUUGUCAUUUGGAUUGAUGAUAACAUACAGGAAGCAUUUACUGCAAGAAUUGAUGAAAGUUUGUCACCAUUACCUCUUGAUUCUGUGGUAAUUGAUGAGAGGGAUACAAGGAGCGAGCAUUGAAUGCUUGGAAGCAGAUCAGGUUAUUGUUUUAACUUGUUAACAUGGUAAAGUUAAAGAUGUGGUUGGAGAUUCAAAUGAAAGUGGAUCAUCAUGCAUUGUUUAGUUUUAGAUGCAAACCUGAUUCAAUUAUUUAUUACUGCAGCUUAUACAAGAUGUGUUCAAUCUGGAGAUAACGUGAAUAACAUUAUGAUUUUACAGGUGCACAACAUGUUCCUGUCUAUGUAAAAGCUAGCAGUGAUUGUUGAAUGUCUUCUACUCUGAUUUGCUUUACUUAGCCGCAUUGUUCUUGCCAUGCUUUAUUUGGUUUCAUCUUCAGCUUUGACCACUUUACUAGAUGUUUGGCAGUUUUAUGUCUUGGGCAGACUGGUGUCAUCUGAAUGUAAUCACUAGCUAAAUAAGAUGGAGAUGAUUUUCCUUUUUCUGAUCAUGUUUCUUGUGCCCCAUAAACAAAGCUCUACCCAGUCUCUUACUGCAUUUCCAGAGGGACGGUCCUCGGCACAUGUCCCCUAUAAAAAAGUCUUAGAUCUGCAGUUGGCACCUAUAACCUGGAAAAGAUAAGCAAGUCUCAGCCAGUUAUGUUCGUUACUGUUAUGGUUUUAGGAAAUGUGAGUUGGCAUCUUGGAGAGUGGAGACUGUCGCCUUUUGCUGAGCAGCCCAAGACUUCCACCAUUGCACUAG
Rubroshorea leprosula is the source of this 838-nucleotide messenger RNA. NCBI's taxonomy places the organism in Eukaryota, Viridiplantae, Streptophyta, Magnoliopsida, Malvales, Dipterocarpaceae. The record is from the annotation of a GenBank genome assembly.